Molecule: messenger RNA, 1637 nt
Organism: Temnothorax curvispinosus
Lineage: Eukaryota; Metazoa; Arthropoda; Insecta; Hymenoptera; Formicidae
Product: serine hydrolase-like protein
Exons: 3
Coding region: 343-1251 (302 amino acids)
Source: RefSeq, a predicted model, not a curated record
ACGUUUUAGCAUCACAAAACAGUUACAGUGGAACAGUUUUUCACAUUGUUGAACCGAUAGUCUCAUAUAUCAAGCCGCGAGUAUUAGACUAACAAACAGAGCUAAGUAAAAACUUAUCCAGGGUCAAAUACAUCUGCACACGUGGCAUUCGACUCGUAUAGCGCAUCGCUAGUCGCGUUUGGCAGCCGAGAUUUGUAGCGAACAAAGAGAAAUUUUAUCAUCAGUUUUUGUCAAUCUGUUUAUAUAAUCAGUCAUUGUGACAUUUUCAUAAAUUAAUCCAAAUUACGUGCGUAAGAGUGAAUAAGAUUCCUUUAUCUUAUUCAGCAAGAGUAACUAACAAAAAUGGCAGAGACAGAACAACAAUGUAUGGAAAUAAAACUCUCUGUACCCUGGGGUCACGUUGCUGCCAAAACCUAUGGCUCUCCCACAGGAAAGCCAGUCUUACUAGUGCACGGACACCAAGAUAACUUGGGAUCUUUUACUAGACUGAUGAAGUAUUUACCAAAAGAAUUAUUUUAUUACGUAUGCAUAGAUUUACCUGGCCACGGAUGGUCGUCACCCUUUCCAUCUUGGAUGAUGAUAGACAUAACAGUUUACACACACGGAUUAUAUUUCAUCUUAGAAGCCCUGCAGUGGAAAAAGUUUAUUUAUAUAGGACACAGUUUAGGAACGCAAAUAGCUUUCAUGUUCAGUAUUUUUCAACCAAAUAGAAUCAGGAAGUUAAUUUCUCUUGAUGGGCUUCUUAUGGGUCACCUGAAGGAAGAUUAUGUACUACAUUUUUAUAUAACAUCUACACUUGUAGUAAAAACUUAUCAUAAAACCGAAAAACCGCGGUCUUACACUAAAACAGAAAUAUUACAUGCUCUUAAGACUAUGAGGAUGUCACCUUUAAAUUCCGAAGCUGCUGAUGCGCUGUUUGAGCGUGCAGUUACGAAAAUAAAUGGGAAUGGGAAGUAUAUAUAUAAUAGAGAUUUGCGAUUAAGACAUCAACCUCUUUUAUUUAUGAAUAUGGAAGAAUGUCAGAAGUUUAAUAACAAGCUUUCAGUUCCAAUAUACCUCUUUCUUCCAUCUCACGGUGUUCUUCGUAAACAUGAAGAAGAACUUAAAUUAGUGUUGGAAACGAUAAAAACUAAAACCAUGUUGGAAAUAAUUAAUAUAGACGGAAAUCAUGACGUUCAUAAUAAUAAUCCCGAAAAUAUCGCGCCAUUUGUAUGUGAAAUAUUGAACAGUGACAAUUUCAGCAAACUGUAGACAAUUGUGUGUCUGUGUAUUAACAGAUUGCCUAUUUAAGUUAGAAUUUUUCAUGGAAAAAACAAUUGAUAAUGUCCUCUAAAAGAUUUUAUUAUAUAUAUAUAUAUAUAUAUAUAUAUGUAAUAUAUUGUAUAUGUUAUUAUAAAUAGUCCUAAUUUACGCAUGAAAAUUGUGUGGAAUGAGUCAAAUAAUUGAAUUUUAAAAAAUAUAUUGUAUAUAUAAUACGCAUAUAGGUAUACUGUAUAUCUAUAUUUGUACUUCUCGUAUGCAAUUUACAUUUUACAAUGUUAAUAUUUAUUCAACUGGUGAGGUAAGGUAUUGUAAGGUAUCAUAUAAAAAAUAGUUAUAAAAUGUAUUGCAGUAAAAAAGAUAUUGUAUUAUAAAAA